Messenger RNA from Chrysochloris asiatica (Cape golden mole), 1095 nucleotides. RefSeq names its product RNA binding protein, fox-1 homolog (C. elegans) 3 (gene RBFOX3). Bases 40 to 1095 code for a protein of 351 amino acids. Gene Ontology annotation, biological process: regulation of alternative mRNA splicing, via spliceosome; nervous system development. Gene Ontology annotation, cellular component: cytoplasm; nucleus. Gene Ontology annotation, molecular function: mRNA binding. The record is from RefSeq and is a predicted model, not a curated record. The transcript has 12 exons. Lineage: Eukaryota; Metazoa; Chordata; Mammalia; Afrosoricida; Chrysochloridae.
ACACAGAGCAAUCAGGACGUCACGGCUCCCCCCGAAGCAAUGGCCCAGCCCUACCCCCCAGCCCAGUACCCCCCUCCACCACAGAACGGCAUCCCUGCCGAGUACGCCCCACCCCCACCACACCCCACACAGGACUACUCGGGCCAGACUCCGGUGCCCCCGGAACACGGUAUGGCCUUGUACACACCAGCACAGAGCCAUCCGGAGCAGCCAGGGAUCGACGCCAGCACACAGUCCAUAGCCGGAACCCAGACUCAGACGGACGAAGCAGCGCAGACGGACAGUCAGACACUGCAGCCUUCCGACCCCUCAGAGAAGCAGCAGCCUAAACGGCUCCAUGUCUCCAACAUCCCCUUCCGGUUCAGGGACCCCGAUCUGCGACAAAUGUUCGGGCAAUUCGGAAAGAUUCUAGAUGUGGAGAUCAUUUUUAACGAGCGGGGCUCCAAGGGCUUUGGGUUUGUAACUUUUGAAACUAGCUCAGACGCUGACCGAGCCCGGGAGAAGCUGAAUGGGACCAUCGUAGAGGGACGGAAAAUUGAGGUCAACAACGCCACGGCCCGCGUCAUGACCAAUAAGAAGACGGCCAACCCCUACACCAAUGGCUGGAAGUUAAACCCUGUAGUAGGCGCAGUGUACGGGCCUGAAUUCUAUGCAGGUAAGGUUCUACUCUGCCAUAGGACUGAGCCAGGUGUGCGGGCGGGCUCUGACACUCACCUUCUGUCUCCCUCGCCUGCAGUGACAGGAUUUCCUUACCCCACCACGGGCGCGGCAGUUGCCUACCGGGGUGCGCACCUGCGGGGCCGGGGCCGGGCCGUGUAUAACACGUUUCGGGCUGCGCCACCCCCGCCUCCCAUCCCGACUUACGGAGCGGUCGUGUACCAGGACGGAUUUUAUGGUGCCGAGAUCCUGCAGGGGGGCUAUGCUGCCUACAGAUAUGCUCAACCCGCUGCAGCAGCUGCCUACAGCGACAGUUAUGGACGGGUGUAUGCCGCCACUGACCCCUACCAUCACACCGUCGGCCCUGCGGCCACCUACAGCAUUGGAACCAUGGCUAGUCUCUGCCGAGGAGGGUGCAACCGCUUCACCCCCUACUAG